This is a messenger RNA of Porites lobata, 609 nucleotides long. The record is from the annotation of a GenBank genome assembly. NCBI's taxonomy places the organism in Eukaryota, Metazoa, Cnidaria, Anthozoa, Scleractinia, Poritidae.
AUGAUCAACAACAAGGUGGCAUGUGAACUGAGUAAUUCAGAUCACUUGCAACACCCAGAAGACCUCAAACCAAGAAAAGACUGGUUCUACAGGGGCACAGAGGUAUGACUAAAUAAUACAAGUUAUCAGUGUCAACUGCUCAACCCAACUUUACGACUUCAAUAUCAUUAUGUAGUAAAGAUUUGCUUCAUUUUUUUUAUAAAACCGCAUUUAUGUAAAGUUACUGGGUCUACUGGAGAUGCAUGCAAUAUAGGUUCGGUCACACUAGCCGUUAUACCCACUUGCAAAUGGCUGUUGCCCAUGCAGAAGCAACUUUGAUUUGUGCGUUACCAACAGUUCUCAAGGUGAAUUUGCCCCCGGAAAAUUUACAUCGAUACGUGAAAUAAAACAAUAGUAAAGUGACGGUGCGCGUAUUGGCGUAUUGUUAACAGUGAUAACAAAUUAAGAUGAUCAGAUGAUGAUUUUCCUACACAUUUUUUAUCAAAUCAGAAUCUUUGCGCCACUAACCCCUGCCUGAACAACGGGACAUGCUACAUGGGAUAUACUGAGAAAAAAUACGCUUGUGUUUGCCCAGCUUACCUCAGAGGUGAAAACUGCGAAGGUAAUUAA